GGCUACUCUCAAACGUGUCUCAACAACAACAUUUGGGUGGCGUGAAAUGUGGGGCUAAGUCUGUUCUCAUGACGGUGACAUUUAGAACACAAUCCCGGCAUGGAUACUCUGUAAAAUUUUCACCGUACUUUCCCAACAGGCUAGCCUGUUCCUCUUCCCAAUAUUAUGGCAUCGCAGGGUGUGGCACUCUGUUCAUACUAGAGCUGAGACAAGACCAUAUAGCGGCAGUUCGCACCUUUGACUGGAGUGAUGGCUUGUUUGAUGUGGCUUGGUCAGAAAACAACGAGAAUGUGUUGGUGACAGCAAGUGGAGAUGGGUCCCUCCUGGUAUGGGAUGUCCUGCAGGAACAGGGUCCACUGAGAGCAUUCAAGGAGCACAGCAAGGAGAUUAAUUCUGUUGACUGGAGUCCGACGCGCGGGGAGAAUCUUGUGGUGACCGGAUCUUGGGAUACCCUGAUCAAAAUUUGGGACUUGCAUUCGGCCCAGUCGCUAGUGACCUUCAGAGGUCACGACUCCAUCGUCUACUCCACUGUGUGGUCACCACAUAUACCAGCAUGCCUUGCAUCUGUAUCAGGCGACCAGACGUUGAGAGUGUGGGACGCUCGCAAACCUAACUUUCCUACUUGUGUUAUUCCUGCUCACAGUGGUGAAAUUCUUACAUGUGAUUGGUGCAAGUACGAUCAGAAUGUCCUCUUCACUGGCGGUGUGGACGGACUGAUCCGAGGCUGGGACGUCAGGAGUACGCGUCAGCAAGUGUGUGAAAUGCGGGGACACCAGUAUGCCGUCAGGAGAAUCAGGACUUCGCCGUUCAUGGCGACGAAGCUGAUCUCUUGCUCCUAUGACUUCACGACUCGGAUCUGGGACUACACUCGCCCCGAGGCCCUGGAGGUGAUUGAACACCACACAGAGUUUGUGUACGGCCUGGACUUCAACCUGCAUGUACCUGGACAGAUAGCGGACUGUGGCUGGGAUGAACUUCUCCAUGUGUAUCACCCCAAGUCCUGUAUCCCAGCUCCCUGAGCAUCAUCGAAUGGUUGUCUAGUGCUCAGAAGGGACGUUUCACAGCAGGGAGAAUACUUCAAAUUUUAAUGUUUGAAUUGCCUAUUAUAUUGUAUUCAUAAUAAUGAAGGUAAAGAAGAUUAAUUGUAUGUUGAUUAAAGUGUAUAUUUUUGUGAGUGUGCAAAUAUGUAUAUUGAUACACUGUGAUUGAAUGAAAAUUAAUUUAGUUUCUUUGGUCAAAUGAAUUAUAAAUGAAUAUAAUAAGUGUUUGACAAAUCAAUGCUAGAACAGAGUUCAAUGUGAUUUGAUUACCCAGACAUAAUACUGAAUACUUUAAACUUUCCCCUGUGCAGGGAUAUUGCACAACCAACAAAGGUAUCAUUUAAAAAAAGACUUAUGUUUACUAUAUCAGACAAAAUGCAACUCUGAUCUUGCUACCCAGCCUUUGAUCUCCAUUAUUCAAUAUCUUAUGUUUUUUUAGUUAGUUUCAUAUUUCAUUGUACAUCAGUGGAUUUCACAUUCUCUCGUUAAUUUCAUGUUUUGUUCUUGGUGUAUGUCAACAGUUCAAUAAGAUUCUUGCAAAAGUUACGGGUAAAUUGAGCUGCAGGUCUUAGAGCAUUUACAACAUUAUAGCCAGGAAUUUCCACUUGAUGCCUGUCACUGGAUAACUGGCAGAAAUAGGCAUUAGUUGUAACAUCCCAAAACUAACAAACCUUAAGCCACAAAUCAGGAUGAUGAGGCAAAUUUGAUUUUCAUCUUACUGGAUAUUAGAGAAAUUAUGGCAGUUGUUUUUGAGUUAUUGUUUUUCGAUCAGUCCUGUUAGAUGUUUGAAUUUACGCUGAUAGUUAUCCAUCCAUAUAAUUCUGUCAUCUGUCAUGUAUUUGUACAUAUCAAACAUACCUUUUAUCUAUUAUGAUGAAUUCUACAUGAACUUUUAUGAGUCCCUUAUAAAUAAUCAGAAAUAUUAUUAUUAAACAACCAAAGCAUG
This is a messenger RNA of Haliotis rufescens (red abalone), 1986 nucleotides long. Its product is annotated as peroxisomal targeting signal 2 receptor-like. The coding region runs from base 69 to 1019 and encodes 316 amino acids. Gene Ontology annotation, molecular function: protein binding. The record is from RefSeq and is a predicted model, not a curated record. The transcript is spliced from 11 exons. NCBI's taxonomy places the organism in Eukaryota, Metazoa, Mollusca, Gastropoda, Lepetellida, Haliotidae. Gene Ontology annotation, biological process: protein import into peroxisome matrix. Gene Ontology annotation, cellular component: cytosol; peroxisomal matrix.